AUCUCCGGCUCUCUCUUUCUCUCGCUACACCCAAGAUCAAAGCGAGAGAACUCUCCACUCUGUUUCUCGCCUCCUCCUCUCUCUCUCUCUCUCUCUCUCUCUCUCUCUCUCUCUCUCUCCUUCGCCUCCUAGGAAACCCUAGUGGGGCGAUCGAAACCCUAGCUUGGGGGUCCUCCGCCAUUGUUGCCGCGGCGCCUCUCGAUCGCGUCGGGGAUCAGCGGCUCCUCCGGGUUCCCGCGGCCAUGGACCUCCCGAGCCUCGCCGUUGUCCUCCGCGCCGCGCUCAGCCCCAUUCCGGAGGAGCGCAAAGCGGCCGAAGAGAGCCUCAAUCAGUUCCAAUAUACACCACAACAUCUGGUAAGAUUGUUACAGAUCAUUGUAGAUGGGAACAAUGAUAUGGCUGUACGCCAGGUUGCAAGCAUUCAUUUCAAAAACUUUGUUGCCAAAAAUUGGUCACCUAUUGAGCCUGGUGAACCCCAAAAGAUAUCAGAAAGCGACAAGGCCAUGGUGCGGGAAAAUAUCCUUGGUUUUAUAGUUCAAGUUCCACCUCUUUUGAGAGUGCAGCUCGGUGAAUGUAUGAAAACCAUAAUUCAUGCUGAUUACCCCGAACUAUGGCCGGGUCUGCUUCACUGGAUUAAAGGCAAUUUGCAAUUGCAGGAUCAACAAGUAUUUGGAGCUCUGUAUGUACUGAGAGUUUUGGCUAGGAAGUAUGAGUUCAAGUCAGAUGAAGAGCGAACCCCUCUAUAUCUCAUUGUUGAAGAGACAUUUCCUUCUUUAUUGGGCAUAUUCAGCAAGCUUGUUCAGAUUGUCAACCCUACUAUAGAAGUAGCUGAUUUAAUCAAGCUCAUAUGUAAAAUAUUCUGGUCGUCAAUAUAUUUGGAGAUUCCAAAACAACUUUUUGAUCCAAAUAUCUUCCAUGCAUGGAUGGUUCUAUUCUUAAAUAUGCUGGAAAGGCCUGUUCCGGUGGAGGGCCAACCAGUAGAUCCAGAAGUCAGGAAAUCUUGGGGAUGGUGGAAAGUUAAAAAAUGGACAAUCCACAUCUUAAACCGUCUAUACACCCGCUUUGGAGAUCUGAAGAUUCAAAAACCGGAGAGCAAAGGUUUUGCUCAAAUGUUUCAGAAGAAUUAUGCUGGAAAAAUUUUGGAAUGCCAUCUGCAAUUGCUCAAUGCGAUCCGCAUAGGGGGGUAUUUACCUGAUAGAGUUAUCAACCUUAUCCUUCAAUAUCUGAGCAGCAGCAUUUCGAAGAAUAGCAUGUAUAACUUGCUACAACAGCAGCUUGACAUUGUUCUCUUUGAGAUAAUCUUUCCAUUGAUGUGUUUCAACAACAACGACCAGAGGUUAUGGAAUGAAGAUCCUCAUGAAUAUGUCAGGAAGGGCUAUGAUAUUAUUGAAGAUUUAUACAGUCCCCGGACAGCUGCUAUGGAUUUUGUGAGUGAAUUAGUUAGGAAACGUGGAAAAAGUAACCUGCAAAAGUUCAUUCAGUUCAUUGUGGAGAUUCUUAGUCGAUAUGAUGAGGCAUCUAUUGAGUUUAAACAAUAUCGACAGAAAGAUGGUGCUCUUCUUGCUAUCGGAGCAUUAUGUGAUAAGUUAAAACAAACUGAGCCAUAUAAGUCCGAGUUAGAACGUAUGCUAGUUCAGCAUGUAUUCCCUGAAUUCACAAGCCCUGUCGGGCAUCUCCGGGCUAAGGCAGCAUGGGUUGCAGGGCAAUAUGCCCAUAUCAACUUCUCAGACCAGGAGAAUUUCCGCAAAGCAAUGCAGUGUGUUGUCUCUGGUUUGCGUGAUCCAGAACUUCCUGUACGAGUUGAUUCAGUUUUUGCACUUCGCUCGUUUGUUGAAGCAUGCAAAGAUUUAGACGAGAUUCGUCCAAUUCUCCCUCAAUUACUUGAUGAGUUCUUUAAACUUAUGAAUGAGGUUGAAAAUGAGGACCUUGUAUUCACUCUUGAGACUAUUGUGGAUAAAUUUGGUGAAGAAAUGGCGCCAUACGCUUUUGGCUUGUGUCAGAAUCUGGCUGCUGUAUUCUGGAGGUGCAUAGAUACCUCUGAAGCCGAUGAUGAAGCUGAUGAUUCGGGUGCUUUGGCUGCAGUUGGUUGUUUGCGUGCCAUAAGCACAAUUCUUGAAUCUGUGAGCAGCCUUCCCCAUCUUUUUGUUCAAAUCGAGCCUACUUUGUUGCCAAUAAUGCGAAAGAUGUUGACUACAGAUGGUCAAGAUGUUUUCGAAGAAGUUCUUGAAAUUGUCUCCUAUAUGACAUUUUUCUCACCGACAAUUUCCUUGGACAUGUGGAGCCUUUGGCCAUUAAUGAUGGAAGCUCUUAAUGAUUGGGCUAUAGAUUUCUUUGAGAAUAUUCUUGUUCCCCUGGAUAACUACAUAUCCCGCAGUACCGCUCAUUUUCUUACUUGCAAAGACCAUGACUACCAGCAAAGCCUAUGGAAUACACUCUCUUCUAUAAUGUUGGAUAAAAAUAUGGAGGACUCGGAUAUUGAACCUGCACCUAAACUCAUUGAAGUUGUCUUCCAGAACUGUAAGGGCCAAGUGGAUCACUGGGUUGAGCCAUAUCUCAGGAUUACGAUUGAUCGAUUGCGUCGGGCUGAGAAGCCAUACUUGAAAUGCCUGCUAAUACAAGUGAUUGCUGAUGCUCUUUAUUAUAAUGCUUCUUUGACACUUGCCACUUUACAAAGACUUGGGGUUGCAACAGAAGUUUUCAACCUUUGGUUCCAGAUGCUACAACAAGUUAAAAGGAGUGGUGUGCGUGCGAAUUUCAAGAGGGAACAUGACAAGAAAGUUUGUUGCUUGGGAUUGACUUCGCUGAUUGGCCUUCCAGCGGAGCAGUUACCUGUAGAAGCCUUGCAGCGUGUCAUAAAAGCAACGCUCGAGCUGCUUAUUGCUUACAGGGACCAAGUUGAAGAAGCUAAGAAGCAAGACGAGGCUGCUGAUGAUGACAUGGAUGGCUUUGACGCUGAUGAGGAUGACGAGGAAGAAGAUGAGUCAGACAAGGAAAUGGGAGAUGAUGAUGAGGAUGGGGAUGAAGUGGACAGUCUCAAGCUGCAGAAGUUAGCUGCAGAGGCAAGAGGGUUCCAGUCGAAUGAUGAUGACGAUGAUACAGAUGAUGAUUACAGUGAUGACGAGGAGCUGCAAUCACCAAUUGAUGAGGUGGACCCUUUUAUCUUCUUUGUUGAAACUGUCCAAGCUCUCCAAGCAUCCAACCCGGGUAGAUUCCAGAGUGUGAUGCAGACCUUUGACAUCCACUGCCACGCACUUGCCAAUGCCGUAUCUGAAAAAGCUGACAUGAGAAGAGUCGAGAUUGAGAAAGAGAAGCUGCAAAAGACAAAUACUGAGUGAACGCCGCUCUGAUGUUCUCAUUUUCGAAAAUAUUUUCUCAAUGCGGUAGAAACUGGGGUAGUUUACUGUGUCUCAUGUCUUGGUCGUCUCGGUUUCUGAGUUUUUAGAGCCAUGGUCUUGUCCCCAGGGUGGAUAGGGCUUUUCUAGGCUUAAUCAAUUUUCUCCUCCUGAGAUGGGAGAAGCUGAUAAUGGAUGCAUUGAGGAUGAAUGCUCUGUUAUCGCUGUUGUCACAAUUUUUUUGGGUGGGAAGUGGCAACCGAUAUACGAAGUUGUUGAUUUACUACAUGGUACGCCCCUCCCUCGUCGGUUGUAUGAGAUUUAUUUCUUCGGGAUGAUUUUUUCCAUUCGUCGGCCCGUCGAAGAGUACAUUAUUUGGAUAUACUAGGUCUUUUAUUCGAGAUGGCAGGGUUUGGGUACAAAGUGUAUAUGAUUUUAUUAUUGUAUCAGGAUACGAGGACAUGUGGAAGUCUGUGAGAUAUAGUUUGGUGGGGUCAAAUGUUACGCGGAUGGUCUAACCCCUUUGAAGGGUGAGUUUUGCGUGAACCACUGCUUUUUUUUUUGUUUGUUUUUUUUUUUUUGUUUUUGCAUAAAGCAAGUCUAUUGGGAUUUAUUUACUGUUACGGCUUGAGUCAUCAUGUAUUGGUUUCUUUUUGGUGCCAUGUUUUGUGUUUUCCUAAUUUAUCGGCAAUUUGAAGAAUUGAUUCAGCAAUUUGAAUCUGCAA
This is a messenger RNA of Ananas comosus (pineapple), 4057 nucleotides long. RefSeq names its product importin beta-like SAD2. The transcript is spliced from 22 exons. The coding region runs from base 243 to 3335 and encodes 1030 amino acids. Lineage: Eukaryota; Viridiplantae; Streptophyta; Magnoliopsida; Poales; Bromeliaceae. The record is from RefSeq and is a predicted model, not a curated record. Gene Ontology annotation, cellular component: nuclear envelope; cytosol. Gene Ontology annotation, molecular function: small GTPase binding. Gene Ontology annotation, biological process: protein import into nucleus.